CAACGUGCGUAUACUUCGUAAGCCACUACAACCGAACGCAGGGAGCGGUACCAACACCUAAAAAAUUAAAAAUGAAACUAAUACAAUGUGUUUUUGUCAUUGUUUUGCUAAUGGCAGUAACGGUGUGCAGCAGUCCUUUGCUAACACAAACACCAUUCAGUGAGGAGGAUUGCAUCAGACAAGGAGGUAUAUGCGUGCGCACGGAGGAAUGUGAUCCAGACAACAUAUCGACGAUUUCGCAAUUUCUAUGUCCAAACCAAGCGCACCUUGGAGUAGCCUGCUGCUAUGUCUGAAGAAACUCGGUGUCUUCUUACCGACGAAUGAUAUAAUCAAACUAUAUGGUUAAACUUAGCUUUAAUAUUUAAGGAACAUGUUGAAAUGUAAAAUGUUUAUAUAAUGCCCAUUUACAUUAUUUUACAUUAUUUUUAUUUUAUUAUGCUUAGAUUUAAU
Messenger RNA from Bombyx mandarina (wild silkworm), 450 nucleotides. RefSeq lists its product as uncharacterized. The record is from RefSeq and is a predicted model, not a curated record. Lineage: Eukaryota; Metazoa; Arthropoda; Insecta; Lepidoptera; Bombycidae.